GCUAUCAAGAUGAAAACCCGUGAGUGUUAUUGGUCAUUCAUAAUUUUUACGAUUUGGCGUGCAACUCUAGUAGCUGGCUUUAAAUCAUUUUCGGAAACUGAGCUGACACAUAUGAAGCAGUUCCGCGAGUUCAUGGUUAAAUUCAAUAAGACAUAUGAAAGCAAGGCCGAGGAAGUGAAGAGAUUCGGUAUUUUCAAAAGCAAUUUGAAAAUAAUUGAAAAGAUGAAUGGCGAUGAGAAUGAGAAAGCCGAGUUUGGAGUGACAAUGUUCUCAGAUUUAUCGGAGGCGGAGUUUGAAGAUCAAAUGCUGAUUUCUUUCAAUGAAACAAUAGAGUAUCAGGCUAUGGAGGAGCCUGUCUCGAAAUCUUUAUCGUCUAUUAUUCGCCGAGCGCCCUCCAGUUUUAGUUGGACCAACCACGAAAGUUAUCCCCCGGUGGAAAGUCAGGGCAGCUGUCGCAUAUGUUGUGUUUUUUCAAUGGUUGGAGCUUUGUCAAUAAUGUAUUCGGUUCAUCGAGGACAGCCGAUUAAUCUAUCAAAACAGCGUGAGUCCUUGCAAUACACUGGCAACGUCAUAACAAACUGCCCCAACCAGCGCGGUAAUCAUGGUGUCGUCAUCGUGGGAUAUGGAGAAGAAGAAGGGGUUCCUUACUAUUUGGUACGCAAUAGCUGGGGGAGUAAUUACGGUAUUCUAAAUGGUCAUGCAAAAAUCAAAAGAGGAACAUGUGCAACCCAUGAAGCCGUCUACAAGUUGACAAUGAAAAUUAAAGGUGAGGGUUGCUGUGGGUGAAUGAGGACCAAUAAAUAAUGUUUGCAUCGAUAAAAACAAGAGAUGUAUUAAAUUUAGUUACAAAGCACAGCAUACGUAUGGAAUAUAGCAGUGCAAAAUCUUUAAAAUAUCCUGUAAGUGGUGAAAAUGAAUUAACUCAAUAGGAACCUUAAAUAAUGCAAAACAUACGUAUUUUUUUCGUGAUUAAACUAAUUUUUCUAUACUCCAGCACAAAAAAGUUCCUUUUAUUUUGUAAUCAUCAUGUUCUACGUGAGAAAGGUAUAGUAUAUGAUAGAGACCCCACACUGUUAUCUUCCCUUCAUAAUGUAAAAUGCCUCAUGAUGACUCAUAACUAAAAGUUGAGUAAUGUGUUUGGCAAUCCUAACCUAAUUCGAAAAAAGUCGGCUAGUAAA
Messenger RNA from Bemisia tabaci, 1178 nucleotides. NCBI's taxonomy places the organism in Eukaryota, Metazoa, Arthropoda, Insecta, Hemiptera, Aleyrodidae. The record is from RefSeq and is a predicted model, not a curated record.